AUGGCAUUCGAACGAGCGACAGCAGUCCAACAGGUGGAUUCCCACACAUACGCAGCAGAUUUCAAGGACGAUUGGUGUAUAGGAGCAGUUCCACAUGGGGGGUAUGUCACUGCAACGGUGCAAAGAGCAGUCAAGAAACACUUCGAUACCACUCUCGCCAAGCAAGACCAACCACACACUCUUGCACUUCAUCUAGACUUCCUUCGCAGAACCCAAACAGGUCCUGUCAAGAUCUCCAUCCAAGAUGUCAAGCUCGGCCGACAGACGUCAGUCGUCCACAUCACACUCUCUCAAGAUGGGCGUGAAGAAGUUGUUGGCUACAUCACAAACUCCAACCUCUCGAAAGAAGUGGGCGUUUCCUUCGACACGCACUGGACAGCCCAUCCCGAGCGCAUACCGUUAACCUCCCCUCUCUCUGCCCUCGAAAAAGGCCAAGACCCAAAAUGGUCUGAACUCCACGAAUGGCCGAAUUCAGCUUUCAGAAAAGCCACGCGACAACUCCGAGCCUGGUUCCCCCGUGACGGUCAACCCAGACAAAACAUCUACGAUAUGUGGACAUGUCUCCGCGAUCCUUCCGAAACCUGGACGAACGAGAAACUCGGCUUCUUAGUCGACAUGUUCCCUCAAGUCUGCGAAACCUUCUACAGGAAAUUUACCAGAAAUCGUGUCCCGUUUUGGUAUCCGACUUUGCUGCUGAAUUUGGAAGUGAAAAAAGUUUUGCCCGAAGGAGGGGCGAAGUUUCUGUUUACGAGGUUGCAGACGAAGGUUAUUAGGAAUGGGAGGUAUGAUUUGGAGAUUAUUGUUAUGGAUGAGAAGGGUGAGAUGGUGGCGCUUAGUCAUCAUGUUUGUUUUGCGCUUUCGGCGGAGAGGAAUUCGGCGGGGAGGAAUGGGGGGAAGAAGGUGGUAGGGAAGUUGUAG
This is a messenger RNA of Pseudocercospora fijiensis CIRAD86, 918 nucleotides long. RefSeq lists its product as uncharacterized. NCBI's taxonomy places the organism in Eukaryota, Fungi, Ascomycota, Dothideomycetes, Mycosphaerellales, Mycosphaerellaceae. The transcript has 5 exons. Bases 1 to 918 code for a protein of 305 amino acids. The record is from RefSeq and is a predicted model, not a curated record.